Messenger RNA from Kwoniella mangroviensis CBS 8507, 258 nucleotides. RefSeq lists its product as uncharacterized. The record is from RefSeq and is a predicted model, not a curated record. The coding region runs from base 1 to 258 and encodes 85 amino acids. Lineage: Eukaryota; Fungi; Basidiomycota; Tremellomycetes; Tremellales; Cryptococcaceae. The transcript has a single exon.
AUGUCCAAUAACAUUGAACUUGACAACUUAUCGACCAAUCCUUCAUUAUCCGACUUACAACUUGCGUUGAACUCCUUGCGAGAGCAACAUCAACAAUUAGGUGAUCUAAUCAGCUCUCAAAAUCAAAGCGAUUCAGGUGUUGAGUAUGAGACGAGACAGGCUACGAGAUUAUCGUACGCUGCUAUCGGAAGACAAAUCACUCAAGUCAGAACUCAAAUUAAUUCGCAAAAUGCGACUUCGUCCUCAAGCCGAAGUUGA